This is a messenger RNA of Fonsecaea multimorphosa CBS 102226, 1155 nucleotides long. RefSeq lists its product as uncharacterized. Gene Ontology annotation, molecular function: pyridoxal phosphate binding; L-kynurenine:2-oxoglutarate transaminase activity. Gene Ontology annotation, biological process: biosynthetic process. The record is from RefSeq and is a predicted model, not a curated record. NCBI's taxonomy places the organism in Eukaryota, Fungi, Ascomycota, Eurotiomycetes, Chaetothyriales, Herpotrichiellaceae. Gene Ontology annotation, cellular component: cytoplasm; mitochondrion. Bases 1 to 1155 code for a protein of 384 amino acids. The transcript has a single exon.
AUGGGCAAUAUUGCGGACAACGUCAAGGUAAAACAGUCACAAGGCGGCCCUCUCAGAGAGAAGCUGCUACGCCUGGAGAAUCUUGACGUCGACAUUCCUCCCGAUAACAUUGUGCAGAACCUGACCUCUGCUGCGGCCACAAACGAUGACGACAACAGUUACCUACCGUUCCUCGGUCAGCUUGACCUCAGGAAUGCUGUUGCUGAGCAUGUAAGCUCCGUGACCAAGGGCGCGAUCAAAUACAAUGGCGAGGCGAACUGCAUCAUCACUGCUGGGGGUCUGAGCGGGAUCCUCAAUACCCUGCUGGCGACUGUGGAAGAAGGGGAUGGUGUCCUCAUGACGGAACCCGUGUACGCUGGGUUGCUCAAUCGAGUCCGGCUUGCUGGUGGCGUCCCACGUUUGGUCCCUUUGCAGUUUAACCCGGGGGAAACAUGGUCCCUGGACCGGAAGAAGCUGCGACAAGCAGUGGAAUCGCCAAACAACAAGAUAAAAACGAUGCUACUCAUGUCUCCCAGCAUGCCAACCGGGGCUUACCUCAAUCGGGAAGAUUGGACGCUCAUCACCGAACUUUGUGUCAAGCAUGAUAUACUGUUGGUGUAUGAUGCAGCCAUGGAGCGUCUGCUAUUCGACGACCUGCCGGUUAUUCACCCAGCAUCCUUCCCGGGCAUGGCGGAUCGAACCAUAACAGUGGGCUCGGCUUCAAAGGAAUUGCGCAUGAUCGGCUGGCGAGUAGGCUGGAUUGUUGGUCCCGAGCACAUUAUGCAGGACAUCGGCUUAGUAUCGAUGGCCAAUGUUGUUGUUCCCGUAGGUAUUGCGCAAAGAGCUACGCAGGAGGCGCUUCGGAUGUCCAAGACGACUAUUGUCGAUUAUGUUCAUGAGCUGCAGCUUCGGAGGGAUCUGUGUCUGAAAGAACUCAGUGGACUGCCCGUUGGCAAGCCCAGCGGUGGAUGGUCGCUGUUGUUGCGUGUAGAUGCGCUGGGUUGGCGGGCCGACGCCGCUGCUGAAGCGCUUCUUGAACAAGGAGCCUGCGUGACUCCGAUGGUUGGAUGGGGCUCCAGUGAGGAAGCCCAGUACAUACGGAUUGUUUUCUCGAACGAGCCACGAGAUCGACUGGCAGGUCUGGGAAAGAUAGUCAGGCAGGCAUUGUUAAAGUGA